CAUGCUGUCUAGGGGAACAGGUGCAAAGGCAGCGUGCCCGAGGUUGCGUUGGGGAAAGGAAUUGUCCCGGAGCUGCGAACCCGGCGGUGGGCCACGGGGCCCUUGCUGGAGCGGCGCGGCUGUACUCUAGCAGCAAAGAUGCCGGCUCGAAAUGUGGUGGCCGGCAGGUCGCGGCGGGGUGUUCGGCCCCUGUGGGCAAGGAGGUGGGGUGCAAGGAUGUCCCGAGGCUAUGGAGGAAGGCGCUGGGCGAGGUCUUCAGUACGGCGGAUGCGCUCCGCUAGCAUGGGGAGGUUGCAGGAUGGUCGGCCGCCUUUAGGGAUGAGACGAGCUAUGGAGCCCGCAGUACCCCCUGGGGUGAACAAGGCCUUUGGGACACCUAGGACUGCAGGCUCGGUUGAGGCAGCAAUGAACCCCGGAGCAGUGUGGGUGAACGGGGCUGUGGGCGAGCCAGAGGUGAUUGGGCCUGCUGGGUCUGUGUGGGUGACUAGAUCUGGGCAGGAGGAGCCAGAAGAUAGUAGUCCACCAAGCUGUGAGAGAAAAGGUCGACCAGGAACACUUGGCCACGAGAGCAUCCUGGAACUGUGGUUGAAGGUACAGGCUAUGAGGGUAGCUUCAGGAUGCUGGGAAGGAAGCAGAGUGGAACUCCAUCCUGUUCCUGCAGGAGAGUGGCUAGUCGAAAAGGGUGUUCCUGGGAGAGCUUCCUGGAUAGAGACCAGCCGAGAUGGUGUCACAGGACCCUGGGUGAGAGGACAUACCAGGGCAUUCCCUCGCGCCUCAGGACUACCCUCAGCUAGGGGAAUAGGGGCAGGUUGUGAGAGACCCUCCAUCUUCUGUAGGCAGGGACAAGCUGGAAAGCCGCCUACUGCUGUGGGUGGACCUGGAGUAGUGGAGAAGAUAGGCAGUGCUGCCUCGGGCCCUUGGAAAGACAGACAGACUGUGGGGGUGCCUGUGGCCAUAGAAUGGUCUGAGGCUGUGAAAACGUCCAGAGCUGGAGAUGUGAUGGAAUGUGGAGGCGUACAACAGGGAGGGCAGUCUGUGCAGGUUUCUGGGGCUCUAGCAGAAGAAGCUGUAUAUGGGCCUAUGUUAUGGGGAAGAGGGCAAAUUGUAGGGCCCCCUGAUGCCUUGAUGGUCUUACCCAGGACCGUGGAAGAUGAAAUUUCCUCCCAGGGAGCCACAGGGUUGUGGCAAAGAAGACAAGAGAUGGAGGAUAAAGGUUCUAGGGGUAUUCCUGGCCUCAGGGCCAUGGGGCAGUCUGUAGGAGUGCCUUGUGCUAGAGUAGAGGGAGCUAGAUGUGGAGGUGACCCAGGGUCCUGGGGAGCUGCACAGGCUGCAGAGCUGUCUGCUUCUGAGGAGCAAGAGGCAGGUUCUCGAGGUGCCCAGGGCCUGUGGGGUAUAGAACAGGCAAUGGGAGCACCCAGAGCUUUGGGCAAGGAGGCAGAUGAUGCGAGUGUUCCAGGACUAUGGGGAACAGGCCAGCUGCCAGGCUUGCAGACUGUGGUGCUGUCAGGAGACAGGGGAGAAGAAACCAGCUAUGAUGUUUCAGGCCUGUGGGAGAGGCAGCCAGCUCUGGGGACUCCUCUGGCUGAGGCAUUACCAGGGCCAGUUAUGGAAGAGACACACGGUGGGAGUCUCCUAAGCCUGUGGGAAAGAGAGCAGGUCAUGAGAGAGCAAGAGGCUCAGGGGCCUGCAGCUUUAGGGGUAGCCGGGGCUAUGGAUCAGGGUGACAGUUGUGGAGCUCUCUUGUGUCCUUGUGGGAGGGGACGGGCUGUUGUGAUGCCAAAACACACGUGUGCCCCAGAAAGAGUACCCUCAACUCUGGGUAUACCUGAUGCCUUGUGGGUGUGUCAGGAGAGCAGCUCUGCAGAUGCCUUGAACCUGCGAGAAAGGGCUCAUGCUGCCUUUGGGAGGCCUGUGGCUCCUGAGGAGUGCUUCUCUGUAGUGGAGGAUGCUGAGUCUGGGCCUCUCUCAGGUUUAUGGGGAAGGAGACAAGCUGUUGGGGUUCCUAUGGCUCCUGAGAUACCUGGUUCUCUGGAGACAGAGGCUGGUUCCAGAGGUUUCUUAGGCUUGUCAGGGAGGAGUGUAGGUAUACCUGUGACUGCGGAGGUAUCCCCUGCUGGUGUGGGCAUGGCUUCCAGGACAUCUAGUUCUGUGUGGGAGUAUAUUAACUCUAGGAGAGUCUCAGAGUCAGUGGAAGGCAAGGCACCUACAGGGAUAUCUGUGACUGUCGGGCUCCCUGAGGCCAUGGGGGAUGAGACACUAGCUGAGGGUUUACAAAGAAGACAGUCUGCCUCGAUGCCUGUAGCUACUAGAAUUGCCACAGCUGUGGGAGAGCCCCCAGCUUCUGGGCUCUUUGGGCCUUACAGGGUAGUGGAUAGUGCCUGUGGAGAAAGCUCGGGGGCAUGGCAAAGAAGACUCAGAACUGAUUUGUCCACUGCUGCCAGAGUUCCUAAACUUGAGAUGGAAGCAGGCUCUGACAGUGUCUCUGAUCUGUGGAGGAGACAGUGUGGGACAGUUCCUGAGGUCGUGAGAGCAGCACUUCAUCAGGGGAUGCUUGCAGCUGCUGGGGUUCCCGUGGUUGGAGGUGUACCUGCUGCAGUGUGGGUGACUGGCUCCCCCGGAGAGGAGGCCAAUGGAGGUGUCUCUGACCUGACAGUGGUUAGGAGACAGUCCACUGAGGGAAGAAGGGCAUCAGGGGAGGAAACAGGGAGUAGAGGGAUCCUGGGACUUUCAGGGAGGGGCCAGACUGUGGGGAUGUCUUAUUCCCGUGAGCUUGGUGCCAGGAUGUGGGGCAGUCCAAGGUCUGUGGGGGAGGAAAUAACCUAUGAGAAUAUCCCUGGAGUAUCGGCAGUGAGAACACCUGUGCCCUCAGUUUCAAGGGAGGAAACAGGCCCUGGCCAUUUCAGAGAUAUUCUGCAGGGGAAUGGGGGCAGAGCCACAGGAGUAGCCCAUGAAGCUAGAGUGAGAGCGAAUGAUUUAGGAGAGAGGAGGGAGGGUGGAUUGAGGGGCACCUUCCAAUAG
This is a messenger RNA of Chionomys nivalis (European snow vole), 3018 nucleotides long. Its product is annotated as collagen alpha-1(I) chain. The transcript has a single exon. Bases 139 to 3018 code for a protein of 959 amino acids. The record is from RefSeq and is a predicted model, not a curated record. Lineage: Eukaryota; Metazoa; Chordata; Mammalia; Rodentia; Cricetidae.